Amoebophrya sp. A25 is the source of this 4644-nucleotide messenger RNA. The record is from the annotation of a GenBank genome assembly. NCBI's taxonomy places the organism in Eukaryota, Dinophyceae, Syndiniales, Amoebophryaceae.
GACCAUGAUGUGCGACUUUUCGGCUACAUUUUCAUUGUAAACUACAUUUUCAUUUUCGACCUAAUGCGAUUUCGACCUCACCAAUUCAAAACUUAUCCAGGACUGUUCUGCUUUUUAGGAAAAUUUUUCUCUGAUAAGUGGAACCUUCUCACGAAGAAACUGGCUGUUAGAAUUGCGAAGAAGAAACUCGAUAUACUCGAAGUAGAACACAAGGAGAUUGAUGUAAGUACUUACUUAUAACGUAGAACGCAGAAUAAGAACUAGGGAGGUACUUACUUCUACAAACAGAAGAUAAGCACUUGACGGCAAGAGGAGGAACUUCGCUUCCUUUUGAAGGGGCGCACUAGAUUUCUGAACAAUUCAUUGUAUCUUACUGAACAAUUUCACAUACCUAGUAAUAACGAGUGCGAGAUACAUCUGGCAGCUUCAUCUCUCAACAAGAUAUUUGUACUUACUCUAGCAGUUCAUUGAAUAAAAUAUUUCGAAAACUUUCUUACUUUAUUUUCGUUGAACACCUUACUAGCACUGAGGAGUAAAACUAUUCUACUAUAAAGAGGCAAUCUCCCCCCAAAAAAAAAAACUCUAGUUCCACUAAUAUAAAGAAGCAAUCGCGCAAAAAAAAAGAUGGCGAACAAAAACGAAACACGUGGUGGGGAGCAGACACCUAUUUUGGGUGGUGGUGGUCGUGCCUCCAGGGAAGGUGGUUGUUGUUUGUCGCGCAAAGCUUCGAUCUUUCUGGUGAUCGGUGUCGGUGCUGCACUGAUUACAGGCGGAGGGAUCUGGCUCAUCGUUCACUUCGCUCGACGCUCAGAACCAACUGCGGCUGUCCCACCGGAAGGAACUGAACCUCAAGGUUCUUCUCAACCAGGACAACAAGGACAACAACAGGGUCAAGGUCAACAAGAAAAGCCAGGAGAGAUCAAUGUAGAGGGCGGAUACGGAGGCGUCAACCUCGCAGUGCAAGCGGUGAAGCAAGGCGAUGCUCGUUUUUCCUUGCCCGAAGGCCCCGGGCCUUUUGUUCUUCUGCGGGAGGAUGGCGACGCCGCUCAGCCGAACGAAGUCCGCAUUCAUACGCUCACUGAAGGAGCGAACAGAAGCGCAGGACCUUAUUUGACUUCCGUCAUCCGUGAUCCGAAUGAUCCUCGGGGGUAUCUACUCGUCGGUGAUCAAAGUGUCCUUCAAGAGAACUUCGGAUUCCUAGAUCGGACCACACGUGAGCGGACCACACGUGAGCGUCGAGGACAAGAGAAUGUCGAACAAACACUACGUUUUGGCUUGUACCAGCAAGACACACGAUCGCGCCGGGGGCAGGAGCGUCAACUUUUACCUUCUCGUGUGGGUACUGUUCCUGCAGCUCUUAAGUUGGGGUUUCAGGCGUACUUGCCUGACACGGCCUGGUGGAACGCGUUCGUGGACGCACAUGCGCAACGAGAGGCGGAGAGAUCACGAACUGCUGCUAGCCCGGUUCUAACUCCUGCAGCUGAUCAAGCUGCACGUGUUGACAAUGCUGCUCUUGCUUUUGAAGGGUUACCGAAGCACCUACGUUUAGCCAAUAGGCUCCCUGAAACCGGCCAGGCACGUUGGAGUGAAGUGCGUGCGGGUGCUGCUCCAGGAUUAGGACAAGAAGUUUUGCGCGUCCAUCGUGCUAGAGGCGAGGACUGCCGUCCUACGCAAUACGUACUUCGUCAGCUUCCAGGGCAUCCUUACAAUAGUUCGGGGAGGAGCUGCGGGUGGACGGAUCCGAAAAACGUUGCCAUUGUUGUAGACGCGGAUGCUGCUCUGCCAGGAGGUCUUUUGGCGGACUUGGUUCCGCCAGAUGGACCUACCCCACCGGCGCAAGUUCUCAAAACGGACCGUGUGCAGCCCAACAACUGGGGCCGCGACGACAACAACGAGGCUGUGACUGUGAGCAAUUUCCUUGCUUUUCAUGCUGCGCACCUCCUCACUAGUCCUCCUGCUGGUACCACGUCGGCGGAAGACUUCACGGUACCUAAGCUGAUUGAAACCAGCUCAGGGGACGAAACUAAGUGGACGCAGGUAAUGGUGCGCAAAAUGCAGGAGAUCUACAAGCACCUCCUGCAAGGCCGUUGGGGUCGUCAAAGCCAGACGUGGCAAGGAGAAGGAUUCGACGACUUCAGAUUUCAGCACAACCCAGUAGCCUUCAGCCGUGCUUUCGUAGUCCGCAACCCGUUUAUUGGAGGCGAAAGACACGACUUUAAGGAGUACUACACGACUUGAAAGUCGAUUUUCACCAAUCAUGUCCUAAAUUCCAUCACUCGUCUCCCAUAUUAGAGAGAACUUUUAUGUAGAGAGACCAAAGCAGGACCUUAUCAGCAACAAUGUUAACAUCUUCAACAUCUUCAACACAACAGUUUUAACAUCAGGGAAAUCCGUAAAACUCAGAAGAGAUUCAGGGAAGUCGUAGGACAAUCCCGAACCGACUAACAUCAUCAAAACGAAUGAAUAUAUGUAGUUUCCUCGUACACAUAUAAUGAAUAGUACUUCCUCUUAUGUAUAUAGCUAGGAGUAGUACAGAGCAACAUAUUUAAUGUCUCCUAUGCAUAGGAUAACGUAUAGGAUAACAAAAAAAUAGUACUAUGCUUAGCACACCAGAAUCAUGUCACUUUCAACUUGUCCUCGUUGAAAUAGUCGAAAGUGAAAAUACUUCGUGGCAGACUGUAUAGCAAAAACAAAUCUACCAUACAGACAUGCGUUAGGGAGGGUUAUUUAGGGUUAGGGUUAGACAUGAGACACCUGACCCACCUGGCCAUUUCUACCAUACAGACACUCUUAUAUUGGUAGAAAUGGCCAGGUGGCACCUAUUAAAGUAUGAACUCGCUGUGGGGCGUGUCUCGUGUACUACUGAGUCUCUUGAUGGUCUGAGAUGUCCGGGACCAUCAAGAGACUCAAUUGUACUGCGUAGAAAGAUUGGGAUGAAAGUAAAUGAACUCAAAUAACGGUCCUCUGUCGGUGAUCACCGUUCCGCCAAAGAGUAAGUUCUAGCCGCUUCUUUUUUUUUCCAAGAAUGAUAAUGACUAUGAUUAUGACUGUUUUCGACCCGCAAAGCGUUUUACUUACUUGUUUCUAUCGGCCUCUAAUACUACUGAGUCUCUUGAUCAUGGUCGCGGACAUCUCAUAUUUGCAACGCGAUAUGAUAAUCUCACGGCGGCUGAUGAAGACGAAGAUGAUUUCUUUGUCGGGAAUGGAGAAAUCACGAAGCGCGAGAUCGGAGCACUGAUGUUUGUGUCCGGUCCGAACGCGAGACAGCAUGAAGAGCGCCUUCAGAUGACCUACAAUGUUAUGUUUUCUGAAAUUUUUUUUUGCGCAGUGUCAUUAGGAUUAUAGGUUACUAGUAGUACCUUAAGGUCAUGGCCUCACAGCUGUGAAAGAGGUUCCACGACAUGACAUGUACGUUAGGCUAGGGGAGGUUGUUCUCUCAUGUAUUUGCAAUGUCAUUAGGCUAGUAGUACGAUAUGCUAGUAGUACCAUUCCAAGAAGAAACUGGCUAAACGAUGGCGUAAAAGGUGCCAUUCGCAUAAUAGAUACGUGUAUUCGAAAACUCAAAAUAACCGAGUUACUGACUGAAAUAAGGGAGGCACUAGCUUAUAGCGUCAAGGCUACUCUCCCUUCUCAUCAGUAUCUCGCUUAUUCUGAUCAGGUACUUGCUUAUUUCAGUUUUUCGAAUAGUCAAUCCAACUUGAAGUUGACAAUUUCAGCCCGCAACUUCAGCUAAUCAAGAACCAGCCGCCAAGAGUUUCGCUUUCUUUCAAGCUGGAGUGAAAGCUGCUUACAUUGGCGUAAUCGAUGCUGCGAUUCGGGAGCAACUGGAGUCCAACAAUCCGAUCCGAGUGCUCGUGCUUCCAGCCAUUUCCGUGCUCUCUGCCAUGUCCGCUACUCAUCGCAGCCACUUUCCACAUAUUCAGAGUUAUGUUCUUGAUCAUAAGAAUACGCGUAUUCAGGCAGAGAAAGGAUCAUAUUAGACAUAUUCCCACAUAUACCUGAUUACAACCUCAACAGAAGAAUUUUUACUAGAGCUGCUUUUUUAUUUGCCACGUCAUUUUCUAUAUUUAUUAAGCAGAAGAUAGAGUCAAGGCCUCAGGUAUUCUUUAUUUCCAUAUUGACGUACAAUGUUGAAUAUCGUAGUACAAAAGAAAAACACGAAAGCAGCGUUGCUUGUGAGCUGUGCUCCUCCUCAUCGUGCUAGGCUUCUCCUUGUCGCAUCCAUCUAGCGACGUCUAAUGCAAUUUGACCGAGUUCUAUGAGGAUAUCGUGAGAAGCGUACUGGCAGGGGAAGUGCAUGCGCCUGGAGGUGCUGAAGAGCCGCAGCUGACUCGUACACACUUCUUUGAUGAAGUUGUUUUGAUAAUCAAUGAAGAACUUUUUGACGUGGCUGGACCACCUGUAGAAGAAGCACAGCGUCCUCGUCCUGGUGUAGCACAACGUUUUUCUCUGCGACUUGGUGGAUCUGUGCCACGACGCUCUGGCGGCCCAGCAGGAGCUGGCGGUGCGGCACCUACUAGUGCCAAUGGCGGCCCAGCAGGAGCUGGCGGUGCGGCACAUGGUGGUAGUGCCAAUGGCGGCCCAGCAGGAGCUGGCGGUGCGGCACCUGGUGGCGGCCCAGCAGGAGACGGUGGUCCACCGAGU